GCGCCCCGCCCCGCCCCCGCCGCUGCCCCGCAUGGAGCCCCCGCGCCCGCCCGGCACCGCCCGGCGCCGGUACCGCCCGCCGCCCGCCCGCGGCCAGGCUCCUCUCCCGCUGCCGGCGGCCCCCGAGGGCUGGCUGCCACGUCUGAGCGAGCUGCUGCCGCGCCGGGAGCCUGCGGGCCGCGAGGCAAUGCUGCGGGUGCUGGACGGGGGGCUGGAGCGAUGCCUGGCGCUGCAUUCUGCCUACAUCCCCGUGCCCCGGCACAGGAAGCUCUCGGGCAAGGCGGGCAUCGAUGAAGUGAUGGCAGCCACGGUGCUCACCAGCCUCUCCACCAGCCCGCUGGUGCUCGGACACCCACCAGCCACCGCCACCCCAGAGCUCACCGGUGAGGUCUGGAAGGAGGUGCCCACCAUGUCCUCCAGCUGCAGCAGUAGCAGCAACACCAGUGGGGACUGGAGCUGGGACCCCUCCAGCGACCGCUCCACUCCCUCCACCCCAUCGCCCCCGCUCUCCAGCCACGUCCCCAGCACUUUCCUGCCUGCCCCACUGCCGGAUGAGGGCCCCGACGAGCCCGACGGCACGCACUUUGUCUUUGGAGAGCCCAUCCCACGGAAGAGGAAGAACUCCACCAAGGUGAUGUUCAAGUGCUUGUGGAAGAGCUGUGGCAAAGUCCUCAGUAGCUCCUCAGGGAUGCAGAAACACAUCCGAACCGUGCACCUUGGUCGGAAAGCCGACCUCGAGCAGAGUGACGGCGAGGAGGACUUCUACUACACGGAGCUGGACGUGGAUGUGGACUCGCUGACGGAUGGGCUCUCCAGCCUGACGCCCGUCUCGCCCACCUCCUCGGUGCCUCCCGCCUUCCCUGGCCCUGAGGUGCAGGGUCUGGCGUUACCGCUCCCUGACCUGGCGCCGGGCUCCCCCCGCAGCCCCUCGGCCACCCUCGGCCUCUGCCAUGUCCACACCGACCACGCGUACCAGGGCUGUCCGGCUCCUCUGCGGCCACCGGUGUCCCCCGUUGCACCUGUCCCACCGCUGCCCAAGCCACCCACCAUCCCAAGGAAGCCACGGGGGGAGGCCAAGAAGUGCCGCAAGGUGUACGGCAUGGAGAACCGGGAGAUGUGGUGCACGGCGUGCCGCUGGAAGAAGGCCUGCCAGCGCUUCCUCGACUGACGCCGAUGCUGCCGGUGCCGCCGCACGCGGCGUUUCCCCCCCUUCUUGCACAUUUUGCACUCGAGGUGCCUUCGCGCCCCCUGCGCUGCCCCGGGGCCCCCCCAGACUCAGGGAAAGGCCC
Messenger RNA from Cuculus canorus (common cuckoo), 1289 nucleotides. It is a transcript of the gene SLC2A4RG, whose product is annotated as SLC2A4 regulator. Gene Ontology annotation, biological process: regulation of transcription by RNA polymerase II. The record is from RefSeq and is a predicted model, not a curated record. Gene Ontology annotation, molecular function: DNA-binding transcription factor activity; RNA polymerase II cis-regulatory region sequence-specific DNA binding. NCBI's taxonomy places the organism in Eukaryota, Metazoa, Chordata, Aves, Cuculiformes, Cuculidae. The coding region runs from base 32 to 1168 and encodes 378 amino acids. The transcript is spliced from 8 exons. Gene Ontology annotation, cellular component: nucleus.